Messenger RNA from Lingula anatina, 4545 nucleotides. Its product is annotated as mitotic checkpoint serine/threonine-protein kinase BUB1-like. Lineage: Eukaryota; Metazoa; Brachiopoda; Lingulata; Lingulida; Lingulidae. The record is from RefSeq and is a predicted model, not a curated record. Gene Ontology annotation, molecular function: ATP binding; protein kinase activity. Gene Ontology annotation, cellular component: nucleus. Gene Ontology annotation, biological process: mitotic spindle assembly checkpoint signaling; protein phosphorylation; meiotic sister chromatid cohesion, centromeric.
AUUUGGAUUAAUGUUUCUAUUUUAUAGAAAGAUUUUGAAACUAAUAAUUCUUUAUAUAUUCCAUUUCUAGCAUAACGGAUUUUACUACGGAAACUGCCGAAAAUAGUUUUUACAUCUGAGCAUGCGCAAAGCGGUUUAGUUUAAACUCGAGAAGUUUUGGUGAUGAUAUUUAUUUCUGAUCACUGGCGGGGAAAGUGAAUUUUUCAUUCCCUUUGAACUUAUUUGUAAAAUAUUGAAAAUGAUGAACAAUUCUUUAGACGGCGGGGUUCCAAAUGAAUGGGAACUCAGUAAAGAAAACGUCCAGCCACUGAAGCAGGGCCGUAAAUUCUCCAGUUUAAAUGCUGCUCUACAGCCGCACAGUGGAGAUCAGCAAGCUAAGUUAAAGGAACAAAAGCAAAUGUUUGAAUCAGAGUUAAGGACGUACAGUGGUGAUGACCCUUUGGAUGUCUGGUUUCGAUAUGUUAAGUGGACUGAACAAAACUUCCCAAAAGGUGGUAAAGAUGGAAACUUGCAGGCCAUUCUGCAGCGCUGUGUGACCAUAUAUAAAGAUGACCCCAGAUACACCAAUGACCACAGAUACAUUGAAUGCUGGGUGAAGUUUGCGAGUCUGUGCAACGAACCCCUAGAAAUCUACAACUUUCUGUACAACCAGGGCAUUGGCUGCCAGCUGGCGGUGUUCUAUAUGGCCUGGGCAGCUGAGUAUGAACAGGCAGGAAACACCAAGAAAGCAGAUGCUGUUUAUAAAGAUGGUAUUCAAAGAGGUGCACAACCAACUGAGAGAUUGUUGCAACAACACAGUGAGUUCCAGGCCCGUGUAGCCAGGAGAUCAGCUGGUGAUAUGAUGGAGACAGGAGACCAGGAGGAGACAGCAGAGGAACAGAGGGUCACUUUGGGGGCAUUGAGACCAGUGGGGAAGAGGGGUGCUGUGGGGAGUACGAGAACAGGAGGAGCCAAGGGAGGUUCCCAGGGAGGCCUAAGGCUGCAGAUGCCCUCAGUACAGUCUCAGAUAGGGCCGUCCUUCCAAGUGUAUAACGACGAGAAUGCCAGUGCUGGUGCCAGCCUACCUCCACAGACAGGAGAGUACGUCUCUGCGCCCACCAAACCAGAGGUGUACAGGAAAGAAAAUGAACAGAAGGCUGGGGUCUGGACAUCUGCCAAAGUGAAGCAGCGGUCAGUGCCAGUGGUACCGGUCAGUGAAGUAGCCCAACACAGCAGACCUGCCUUCUCUGUACACGUGGACGAAAACGCUGACCAACCCAUGACGACACCAAGGAAGAUGCCAGAAGUAGGAAAUCAAGUUUUAAGUGCGCGGAAGCCGUCCAAGCCAGCAGACCCCCUGCAGAGUAUCAGCCAGUUCCACCAAGAAGAUCCCAACAUGAGACCCAUGUACUGCAAGGAGAAGAUCUACGUCAGCACGGAGGAGUUCUCCUUUGAGGAACUGAGGGCUGCACGCUGGAAAGCCAAGAUGAGGAGACGAAAAGAGAAAGAGAUGGAAGAGAGACGAAAAAUGCUGGAGAGACAGGAAGAGGAAUUAUUACGACAGAGGGAGGAGAGGCUACGCCUGGAACAGCAGCUGUUUGAGCAGCAAAGACGGGAGAUGGAGGAGAGACAGAAGCAGAUCAUACAGCAGCAACAGGAGCAGUUUGAGAAAGAAAGGUUACGCCAGCAGCAGCUGAUGGAACAAGAGCUCCAGAAAAAAUUUCAAGAGCAGCUGCAAUUUAAUCGCCAGGCUCCAACACAAGCAGCCUCAGGCGCUGGUCCAAUCACAGGCCACAAGACAAACAGUUUUAGAGAUACCAGUUUGUCAAGACAACUUCCCUUCAAUGAAAUGAACCCUGGUGGAAACGUGUUGGCCAAAGAGCAGCCAGUCAACAGCAGUCUGAACAGUACCCGCACCCCAAACUUUAACACCUCGUCUAACACCAGCGUGUCAUCCACGUCCACUGCCAAACAGAGGUCUGUGGGACCCUCUCCAGACAGCGGCGCCUUUAACCCCUUCAGGGGAUCUGCCAGGAACACACCUCUUAAAGGGUCACUGACUGCCCCCAGUCCCACUGUGAACACCAGGGAAGCCAUGCAGGUUGUCAUGGGGAUGUUCAACAACACACUGGACAUUGAGAAGAACCUUGGCUGGAGCGCUGCCCCCAAGGAGGAUGAGGAGGAUGACUUCAACAUGGACGAUGACGAGUUUGGAGCACAGUUUGCUGCUACCAGCACCAAGAAGGUGUCGGCCUUUGUUCCUGUUGAUGCACCAUUCACCAUAUUUGACGACCAGGCACAGGACACAGAGAACAAAUGUGACCAGCCAGCUCAGACGCCUGAAGAUGACACCAAAGAAAAUAAACCUCCAUUUGGUCACCAGACAGUUCCCAAGAGACAAGGUCUGUCAGGUGUGUUACAGCCAGCUACUGAUGUGCCUUGUAUUCCACUUGAAGAACAGAAGCGAAUGAUGGGUGAGGAAGAGGAGGAGGAACAGGAGCAAGAGCAGAUGGAAGGGACUCAACGCAAUGACAUCCACCAUUACGACAUGACCUUUGCCCCUCAAGGAGGUCCUUCCAAUUUUGCUGCCGCAGCCAGGUUGGCAUCCACCCCCUUCAACCCCCUGGGGGACCACCCGUCCUUCAAUGCCCCUCCCCUCAGUACCAUCAGACCCAGCGCCCUGGACAGUGACAGGACUGAUAUCUCUGAGACCACUAACACUUCUAAACACUUCUCUGUGUUUGAGGAUGAGAAUAAACCUGACAAAAAUUACUGUAGUUCAGCGUCAAGAGCACAAGUGGCAGAGGGAGCGAAAUCCCCAGAGGGAAUAUUUCAAAUGCCCUCGGAGAUGCAGAACUCAAAAACUGGACUAAGCCCUAUAAUGGAGCAAAGUGACGAGGAAGUGAAGUCAUCGCGGUCCCACUCUCAGGGGAGCAGCGUGGCCUCAUCCCAGCACUCCAUGCAUGAACUGCUCAACCUACAGAACCAUGCCCGCCAGCCACCCCCCAGGGACCACCCCAGGGACCACGCCCGGCACCAGAUUGACAUGUCCACCUACAUCGCUCCAGAAGACCUGGAUGAGAAAACGGUGAACAUCCUGUCAAUGUCCAUCGCCAUCGAUCCCUACGAUCCCUUUGAUGAGGAGUUGGUGGCCAGGUUUUUAAGGCGUCUCCCAACUCCCGUCUCUUCCUUUCACAAUUAUCACGCUAUCCAGGAAGAGAUGCCUGAGAUUACUGCAGGAACAGCUGUCAGCUUGGAUGAUGAUCUGUACAGUGUAGAUGCUCUGCUGGGGGAGGGAGGGUUUGCCAAAGUGUACAGGGUCUCCUUGCUGGACUCCACAGACAUUGGGGAUCUGGAUGGCGGGGAUCAGAAAUAUGUCAUGAAGGUUCAAAAGCCGCCAUGUCCGUGGGAGUUUUAUAUCUGUACAGAGCUUCACAAGAGACUGUCUACUGUGCCAGGACCUGAUGUGAGGCCAUCUGUGAUGUCGAUAGAGGAUGGCUACUUCUUCCAAGAUGGCAGCAUUCUGGUCAACAAGAUGUACACAAAUGGCACUCUGUUGACAUUGGCUAACACAUACAAGAUGAAGCACAUGUCUAUGUGUGAGUCCCUGGCCAUGUAUCUCACCAUUCAAUUACUGAGGAUUGUAGAACAGAUCCACCAGAGCCAGAUCAUCCAUGGAGACAUCAAGCCAGACAACUUCCUAUUACUGGAUCUUCCACACUUACCAGACAGCAGAGACCCUGAGGUGAUAUUUGGAGCCACACCCAGUAUGAAACUGAUUGACUUUGGCCGCAGCAUAGACAUGACCAUGUUCCCUGCAGGGACAACUUUCCUGGCCAAAGUGAACACCUCAGGAUUUCAGUGUAUUGAAAUGAAGACAGAUAUGCCAUGGACAUAUCAGACUGACCUCUUUGGCAUUGUUGGGACCAUACAUGUAUUAAUAUUUGGUGGAUACAUGAAUGUUUUUCAAACUAAUGGGAGAUGGAAGACCACAAAUACAGUGAAAAGGUGGUGGAAGCAAGACCUGUGGAAGCGUUUCUUUGACAGACUUUUGAACGUCCCCAGCUGUGAUGAGUUGCCUAACUUGGGUGACAUCCGCAGAGAAUUUGAACAAUGCUUCAUGACAAUAAUUGAAGGAAAGCGUGUCGAGUUCAAUGAUGAGGUCAAACGGAUAUCAGUGUCCCACUUUGAGCUGAAUACGCACAGAUGAAAACAACCCCUCCUCUACCCUUGUGGGACAUCACGGGUUUCCAGCAGGCCCAUUAAGUCACCUAUGUAUUCUGAAACCUCAGUCUGGUUACUUUGUCAAAAUAUGCCAGUUUUGAGAACUUUCAUUCAUGGCUCUUGACAAAUAUUUAAGUUUCUGGGAAGUGUUGACAUUAGUCUGGUAGGACCUUCAUUUAUAUGCAAGAUUAAUUAAUAUAAAUCAUGUCAUUCAUCAUGUAUAUAUGCAUCAGAUUUCUUGGCACUUCAUAUGUGCAGCUGUGACUUGGGUGAAUGUGUUCAUGGUUAGGACUUAAAUAGAAUGGUUCACUUGAUAUAGAUUCAUUGUUGUAGAUAUUUGUA